AUGACGGUUCACCAUGAAGUAUCUCUGCUUAUUGUAGAGAUCCAACUGUUUGCCAGUAAAAGUUCAGAUGGACAAACUAGUGCCAAAUUUGGUGUUCUGUUCAAUGCCUAUAAGUGCACCAGUAUCUUUGAGGCUUUGGUUUUGAUUCUGAGGGCUGCCAAGAUCUUUCUGAGGGCUGCCAAGAGGAAAAAGAUCAUCGCAUUUGAAGGGGAGCUGCUCCUGCAAGGUGUCCAUGACAAUGUUGAUAACCAUCAGCUUCAUUCUUGUAGGAGUGUGUUAUCAUUAUUCGGGUGAUAAGUCAAGUGUUCCUUUGGGGCUUUACUAUUACUAUUACAUCUACCAGGGAUCAUAAAUCAACAUUUUAUAAAUUCUUAGGACUACAAAUAUUGUAUUUCUAGGGGA
Molecule: messenger RNA, 402 nt
Organism: Oncorhynchus keta (chum salmon)
Lineage: Eukaryota; Metazoa; Chordata; Actinopteri; Salmoniformes; Salmonidae
Product: costars family protein ABRACL-like
Exons: 2
Coding region: 1-294 (97 amino acids)
Biological process (GO): regulation of actin filament-based process
Source: RefSeq, a predicted model, not a curated record